This is a messenger RNA of Schistocerca americana (American grasshopper), 755 nucleotides long. RefSeq names its product juvenile hormone esterase-like. NCBI's taxonomy places the organism in Eukaryota, Metazoa, Arthropoda, Insecta, Orthoptera, Acrididae. The transcript is spliced from 6 exons. The coding region runs from base 27 to 755 and encodes 242 amino acids. The record is from RefSeq and is a predicted model, not a curated record.
UCUCUCGUUCUCCACUCGGUACAAGUAUGACGUCAUUAUUUUCCUCAGUAUUCCUGCUAGCCGUCGCCCUGACAGACUACACGGUGGGGCAAUUCUUGUACGUGGAUGUUCAGACGACGUACGGAGUUCUUCGUGGAGAGGCUAACAUCACAGUCAACGGAACGUCGUACUACCAGUUCUCCGGCGUUCCAUUUGCGGCUCCGCCUGUCGCUGAACUUCGCUUCAAGCCGCCGCAGCCGCCUGCUCCCUGGGACGGAGUGAGGGAAGCGUUGGAGGAGGUUGGUACUACCUGCCACCAGAUCAGUAAUGAUGGCCUCAUCUCCGGAGAGGAGGACUGCCUCUAUCUCAACGUCUACACACCCACGGUUUCGGAGGAUGCGCUGCUACCGGUCAUGGUGUGGAUCUUCGGCGGUCACUUCACCCUCGGCAGCAACUCCAAGGAACAGUGGGGGCCCGACUUCCUGCUCGAUGAAGGCGUCGUUGUCGUUCUGCUCAACUACCGAGUAGGGGUUAUGGGGCUGCUGAGCCUGAGUGACCCGAUCGCCAUGGGCAACAACGUUUUCAAGGACCAGGCAGCUGGCCUGCAGUGGGUGCAGGACAACAUCCGCGCAUUUGGUGGCGACCCGGACAAGGUGACGCUCUUCGGACAGAGCUCCGGCGGCAUCAGCGUCGAGAUGCACAUGUACUCACCGCUCUCCAGAGAUGUUCCAAGGAGAGUGUCGGCCAUAUAUCAUGAUCUAUUAGACACCUGUUGA